Molecule: messenger RNA, 2279 nt
Organism: Phragmites australis (common reed)
Lineage: Eukaryota; Viridiplantae; Streptophyta; Magnoliopsida; Poales; Poaceae
Exons: 8
Coding region: 118-1971 (617 amino acids)
Biological process (GO): regulation of DNA double-strand break processing
Cellular component (GO): site of double-strand break; nucleus
Molecular function (GO): protein binding
Source: RefSeq, a predicted model, not a curated record
GGGGUCUCCGGUGGAGAAAAAAACGAAUGCCCCGUCCUGCUGAGCCGGCAGACGCACCGACCCGUACGGAGAACCUCGCGCACCCCAGGUCCGACCUCGCCGUCGGCGAGCGUGCCCAUGGCGGACGGCGGCGAGAUGGACGAGGAGGCGAUGCGGGCCUUCUUCCCGCUCUCCUUCGGUAAGACGCCCGCGCGCCCCAGCGCUGCCUCCUCCGCCCAUUCCUCCACCCUCCGCAAGCCCCAAAACCCUAAUAACCCCAAGCCCUCCACCUCCGCCGCCGCGGAUGACGACGACGCCGUGAUUGGUCCCCCUCGGCCGCCGCCGGAGCCCGCGGGGGAGAACGAGGGGGACGGCGGCAUGAUCGGGCCGCCUCGGCCCCCGCCGCCGUCCGCCCGUGGCGAGGGGGAGGACGGCAUGAUUGGGCCGCCUCGGCCGCCGCCGGCGGAGGAGGCGGACGAGGAAGACGACGACGAUGAUGACGAAGACGACGAGGAGAUGGAGGAUGAUGGCGAGGGUGGCUUCAAUCGGAUCCCUCUCAGCAACGAGAUUGUUCUGCGGGGGCACACCAAGGUUGUCUCAGCCCUUGCUGUUGACCAUACAGGAUCCAGAGUGCUCUCUGGUAGCUAUGAUUAUACAGUACGUAUGUAUGACUUCCAGGGUAUGAAUUCAAAGCUGCAAUCAUUCAGGCAAUUAGAACCCUUUGAGGGCCAUCAAGUUCGUAGCCUAAGUUGGAGUCCAACGUCAGAUCGAUUCUUAUGUGUUACAGGUUCAGCUCAGGCCAAGAUUUACGACCGGGAUGGGCUUACACUAGGUGAGUUUGUUAAGGGUGAUAUGUAUAUUCGUGACCUGAAGAAUACAAAAGGUCACAUUUCUGGGCUGACGGGUGGUGAGUGGAAUCCGAAGUCAAAAGAGACUAUUUUGACCUCAUCAGAAGAUGGAUCCAUACGUCUCUGGGAUGUAUCGGACUUUAAAAGUCAAAAACAGGUCAUCAAACCUAAGCUAGCAAGACCAAUGCGAAUUCCUGUUACGUCGUGUUCAUGGGAUCACGAAGGCAAACUAAUUGUGGGUGGCAUAGGAGAUGGUUCAAUUCAGCUCUGGACCAUAAAAACUGGAUGGGGUAGCAGACCAGAUAUCUAUGUUGAAAAAACACAUACAGAGGAUAUUACUGGAGUUAAGUUUUCUACAGACGGACAGAUUCUUCUGUCAAGAAGUAUGGAUAGUACACUAAAGAUAUGGGAUUUAAGAAAAAUGAAAACCCCUUUGAAAGUGUUUGAAGAUUUGCCAAAUCACUAUGCUGAGACAAAUGCAGCAUUUAGCCCAGACGAGCAACUUAUUUUUACAGGAACCUCUAUUGAAAAAGAUGGCGACAAUGGAGGACUACUCUGCUUCUUCGACAGAAGGAAACUUGAGCUUGUAUCAAGGGUGGGGAUUUCACCACAAUACAGUACGAUAAGGUCCCUCUGGCAUCCAAGGAUCAAUCAGGUAUUUGCAACAGUUGGGGACAAGAAAGAAGGCGGGACCCACAUCCUGUAUGAUCCUUCUAUUAGUCAGAGGGGAGCUCUUGUAUGUGUUGGACGAGCACCAAGGAAAAAGUCUGUCGAUGACUUUGAGGUGCAACCUGUCAUACACAAUCCACAUGCACUGCCACUUUUCAGAGAUCAACCAAGUCGUAAACGUCAAAGAGAGAGGAUCCUGAAAGACCCGCUCAAAUCGCACAAACCAGAAGCACCUGUUAACGGUCCAGGGUAUGGUGGAAGAGUUGGUACUACAAAGGGCAGCUUGCUGACACAGUACCUCUUGAAGGAGGGUGGUUUAAUUAAGGAGACCUGGAUGGAUGAAGAUCCAAGAGAAGCAAUUUUGAAGUAUGCUGAUGCUGCAGAGAAAGAUCCAAAAUUUAUUGCGCCAGCUUAUUCUGAAACCCAGCCGAAACCUGUCUUCGCGGAGUCUGAUUCAGACAAGGAAGAGAAAUAGUCAUGUGUAUGGUCACCUAAGCUAGUAUACUCCUGUAUUCUAUUUUCUGGCCGCUGUGACUGUUAAGCUUGUUGCACAAGUCCUGUAACCUGCCUUUUUCCGUGGAAAAACUAAGGAGUAUCUAUAAGGGUACUGAAGACAAAAGGUACGAGGAGGGUGCCUGGACCGAUCUAGUAAAGGCCGGAGGGGAGAGUAAACAUAUGAUGGGUGCGGAGGGGAUAACAUAGUCUCUCGCGCUCAAUAUUCUGUUAACUGAAGUAGAAUCUUAUUGUUUGCUUUUUGGUUAAAUCCGUAACUCUUUUAUAGCC